This is a messenger RNA of Hordeum vulgare subsp. vulgare (domesticated barley), 1564 nucleotides long. Its product is annotated as serine carboxypeptidase-like 50. The coding region runs from base 68 to 1462 and encodes 464 amino acids. Gene Ontology annotation, molecular function: serine-type carboxypeptidase activity. Lineage: Eukaryota; Viridiplantae; Streptophyta; Magnoliopsida; Poales; Poaceae. The record is from RefSeq and is a predicted model, not a curated record. Gene Ontology annotation, biological process: proteolysis. The transcript has a single exon.
CUAAUGGCCCAGACGCCAACAUCGAAUUCUCAGUCUCUCACUCCCGCCAAACGACGCACCACCCGCCAUGGCGCCACCGCCUGGUGCGGUGCAGUUGCAGCUGCUUCUUGCCCUCUUGCUCGUCGCCGCCGUCUCAGCGUCGGCUGCGGCAUUCUCAAAAGAGGCGCUUCCGACCAGCUCCGGCUACCUCCCCGUCGACACGUCCACCAACGCCUCGCUCUUCUUCGCUUUCUACGAGGCCAGUGCCCCCCUCGCCGCGCCGGCCGACACGCCGUUGCUCCUCUGGCUCGAGGGCGGCCCCGGCUGCUCCGGGCAGCUCAGCAACUUCCUCCAGCUCGGCCCCUACUCCCUCCGCCGCCGAACCAGCAACCACACCGCCGUCUCGCUCUCACGCAACCCCUUCGCGUGGAACCGCCGCUUCGGGCUGCUCUUCCUCGACAGCCCGCUGGGCACCGGCUUCAGCGCCGCGCCGUCCACCGCAGACAUCCCGCGGACCCAGCCCGCCAUCGCCGAACACGUCCUCGCCGCGCUGCAGUCCUUCUUCGACGCCAGCCCGGCACACUUCCGCGCUCGGCCCUUCUUCUUGGCCGGCGAGAGCUACGCGGGCAAGUACGUCCCCGCGGUAGCGUCGCGCAUCCUCGCCGCGAACACGGAGCUGCCGACGCACAGGAGGAUCGGCCUCCGCGGCGUGGCCAUCGGGAACGGGCUGGUGCACCCGGUCACGCAGGUCGCCACGUAUGCCGACACGGCCUACUUCAUGGGGCUCAUCAACGGGCGUCAGCGGCGGGAGCUGGAGGUACUGCAGGCCGAGGCGGCGGCGCUUGCUACGGCGGGGCGGUGGGGCGAGGCGACGGAUGCGCGCGCGGACGUGCUGGCGCGGCUGCAGGAGGCCACGGGCCUCGCCACGCUCUUCGACGUGGUCACCCAGCGGUGGCUGGACGCCGACGCGCUAGGCGAGUUCGUGAACCGGGCCGGCGUCAAGGCGGCGCUGGGCGCGCGGGGCGACGUCGCGUGGGAGGCCUGCGCGGCGGCGGUGGUCACCGCGUUGCGGGGGGACGGGAUGAAGAGCGCCAAGCUCGAGGUGGAGGCGCUGCUGCAGCGGGAGGGGAUGCGGGUUCUACUGUACGAGGGGGUCCGUGACCUGCGCGACGGAGUGGCUUCAGCGGAGGCGUGGCUGGAGGAGGUGGACUGGGACGGGAUAGCCGCGUUCCAGGAAGCCGAGCGCGCUGUGUGGCGCACCGGCGGCGAACGAGGGGAGGAGCUCGCCGGGUACGUGCAGAGGCACGGCGCGCUGGCGCACGUGGUGGUGUACGGUACCGGGCACUUCGUGCCGGCGGGCAAUGGCCGCGCGGCGCAAGAGAUGAUUGAGGGUUGGGUGUCCCAGACGGGAGUGUUUGGUAGCGGCAACAACGGCGACCGUGUACUCGAGACCGGUGGCGACAGCCGGCACGCCGUCAUAUGAUUAAGCUUGUAAAGACCACGGGUCUGACAGUUCUGAACACCAUUCGUAAGAUAAAAUAGCAAUGCAACUUUGCAACGGAAAAGUAAAUAUUUUUUAUCCGAA